CCGCUAUCUACUUUCAUUCACAAAACUUUCAACACAGCAGUCACCGCUCUCCUGACACUACACCACGGUCUGCUGAAAUUGUUUUUUUUACACAUUAUGUUUCAUUUUCUAACGGUGCCGGAAAGUUAACGGGGCAAGUUUUUUGGCUAGCUGUCCCGGUGAAGUCUCAUUACCAGGCGGACGUCGGGGUUGAGCGCGAGUGUCUAUUUGGGGGGUGUGACAGCACUCUCCGUACAGCUGUGCCGGGGCUUGUUUAUGAGUUGAACAGGUUGCUUUACGGAGCUGCAGGAAAGGAAACACACCGGGUCAUGUUCUUUAAACACGUACAGGCGCUGACCGCCCGCCUGUCGGAGGACUUGCCGGUCAGAACUGCCGCUUGAUUUGAGCUGAAUGAGCUCCAAGCCGGCGCGACCGGUUCGAUGUUGUUGACAUUCAUCCAUCAAACAUGGAAACUUUGAGAAGUAGUAAGUAGCUGAAGUGGGCUGAUUUUUAAAGCUUGACAUUUUGGAGAUUGUAGAUGAUCCUCAAGCACAGGGUGCUCGAGAAGUUGUUAUGUCAUUCAUCAUCAUUGCUGUGAUGAUCACGAGUGUAGGGCAAUGACAGAGGAAGAGGCGGGAAAAAGCUUAAAAAUUUAGGUGCCCCAAAGACUUGUUUUGAUCUUUUUUCAACACAGACAUUAAUCCGUCUUAGAUUGGCAACAUGUUGUCCGGUCUGUUGCUGGAUUUAUGUAUUAAGGAUGACGUCAUUGUGCAUUGAUGUAACCACUGACAGAAGGUUUUGCUGAAAAUGUGCUGAGUCUGCUCAUCUCAUACAAUUGCUGCUAAAAGGAGGACAGAGAGGCUUGUGGAUGACAUGAAUGACAAACAGGACAGGCCAUAUGUGUGCGGCGCCCCGGGCUGCUCUCAGCGCUUCCAGUUGGAGGAGCACCUGAUCAUCCACAGACACAAGCAUGAAAUGACCCUCAAGUUCCCCUCCAUCAAAACGGACACGGCUUUUACAGAUCAGACGCCGACGCCAACCCGAUUUCUGCAGAACUGUGACGAGGUUGGUCUGUUCAAGGAGAUAGAGGAGGAGUUUCUUCAAGCACAAGAAGAAGAAAAGAGCAAACAGACGCUUACCCAUAAUGGGCCGUCCUGUAUGAACCAGCACCAGCUCAAACCCCAGCUUCAGCUCCAGCACCCACCCCAGCCUCAGCACCCACAUCCCCAGCCACCGCUGCACCACCCCCAGACCCAUCCCCUGCAGCAUCCCCAGUCCCAUGGCCCCAUUCUGGGCCCUAGCUGCAGCCUGGCUGCCCAGCAAACUCUGUCCUCCUCCCAGUCCGGAUCAGUCAUCACCCAGGCUCCUUCCACGCUCACACACUCAGGCCCAGUUCCCGGGCCACUGUCCUCUCUCCACCACAUGCGGAACAGACACAGACAACCGCUGCCAGCCUCCUUACCAGGCCCCCUGCCAGACCCCGCCAUGCAAGGGGCAUCUGCUCAGCACAUGCCUAUAGAGAAGCAGAUGUCUUGUGUAAUGGGUAUACCAGGUCCUGUACACAACCCAUCCUGUUCUUCACCUCAGAGAUCCAAACAGACACUGGGCCAUCAUUUCCAACAGCACCACCCAGGAAUGGUCGUCAUCAACAACCCCGUUACAUCCAUGGGUCAUAUGAUGGAGAUGAUGCCACAGCGCCACCAGGCACCUCCACUACAACACCACCAUCAUCCCCAUCCUCAUCAUCAUCAUCAUCCUCAUCAUCCACAGCUUCCAGCUCCUCCACCCCUCUCCUACCAACAGCGAUGCCACGUCCCUCCUCCACAGCACUUGGGAAGCUCGCACGGCCACCAGCUUCACCAGUCAGGGAACACGCCGCACGCUCAGGCUCACCAGUCACCGCCUUCACACCUGCACCAGGCAUCACCGCCUGCACCCCCACUGACUGUUCCAGCACAGUUAUCACCAGUUGCACAGCAGAUGCAGCCCUCGCAGCCUUCCCAUUCCCAGCAUGCAGUGCAGGCAGGUGGUAGCUGCAGCAGUGGUGGAGCAGGAGGAGGAGGAGGAGGAGGAGGCAGCGGCAACCGUCGGAGGAGGACGGCUGAGCAGGACCCCGAUGAGCGCAGGCAGAAAUUUCUGGAGCGUAACCGGGCUGCAGCCACCCGCUGCCGACAGAAGAGAAAGCUGUGGGUGUCGUCGCUGGAGAAGAAAGCCGAAGAGCUGACGCACACAAACCUGCAGCUACAGAAUGAGGUGACGUCGCUGAGGUCGGAGGUGGGUCAGCUGAAGCAGAUUCUGCUCACCCACAAGGACUGUCCUGUUACUGCCCGGCAGAGAGAGGCACAGGGGUACCCCACUGCAGGGGUGAGCCCGGGAGGAAGUCCCACCCCUGUAGGUCCUGGGUCUCAUCUUCAGGCCAUCCAGCACAACAGCAUCUCCACCUCCUCGACAGCCGCAGGCGACACAAGCCUCGACACCCAGCCUGGACGCUAGCCCUCACCGUACAGUAGAGGAGGGUGGUGGGACUGGAUGCCUGGAUGAAUCCAACCGGACUGAAAUAUCUUUCUGUCAUAACUACACUAAAGUCUCACCAAACUGCGGAUCCAUGUCUCUUUACAUUGUAGAUGAAAUACUGGACUGGAUAGACGAAUUUGUAUUGGUAUUUUUCAACAUUAUUCUGGUUGGAGAGGAUACCAGACACUGCAUACUGAGAGAUGCUCCUAGUUUCAUUUCCAUAGUUUCAAACAUGCAAAAAUUUUCCUUUUCUGAAAGCCUUGUUAAAAACUGUGAUGUUACAUUGGCAACUGGAUCCUGUGUUUGUUCAGAAAAUGUCUGUUUCUGUUAACAGCAAUCUGACCAUUGCCUGCCUCCCCACUGACUAUGCACACACACUAUCAUAACACAUCAUUUCAGUCUCCUGUUUGCUCUUGUAUCUUGCACUAAUUUUAAAAAACAAAGCCUAUACUAUAUUAGUUUAUAUUUUUAACAGAGCAGCUGCAAGUGCACACCUUUUGCCUUCUCUACGAUGCAGAGGCAGCUUGUCAAAACUAUGUAUUUUUCUACAAAUUAUUAAUACCAAGACAAAAAAUGUUUAUUUUAAGAUUUCAAAUCAAACCCGUGUCUGUCUUGGAAAGCCAUUUAAAACUUGAUUGUACAGGUUUUCCUUUCAGGCAAUUGUUUUGUUUUUUUUUUUAACACAACUUCCCUAAGACACUAAAUAAGUAUAAACUGCACCUCAUGUCUCAGUCCCUGUCAGUUUAAUUUAAUUUACACUUAAGUUACACUUUUUGUACUGUAAAGAUGUUGACAAUCGCUGUAAAUCUAAUGCUAAAAUAAAAACACUUAUUCUGGUA
This is a messenger RNA of Lates calcarifer (barramundi perch), 3332 nucleotides long. RefSeq names its product cAMP responsive element binding protein 5a (gene creb5a). Gene Ontology annotation, biological process: regulation of transcription by RNA polymerase II. Gene Ontology annotation, molecular function: DNA-binding transcription factor activity, RNA polymerase II-specific; cAMP response element binding. Lineage: Eukaryota; Metazoa; Chordata; Actinopteri; Centropomidae. The transcript has 11 exons. The record is from RefSeq and is a predicted model, not a curated record. The coding region runs from base 853 to 2472 and encodes 539 amino acids.